Messenger RNA from Castor canadensis (American beaver), 2251 nucleotides. RefSeq names its product CLK4 associating serine/arginine rich protein (gene Clasrp). NCBI's taxonomy places the organism in Eukaryota, Metazoa, Chordata, Mammalia, Rodentia, Castoridae. The record is from RefSeq and is a predicted model, not a curated record.
CCCAUUUCCGCUUCCGGUGCGGGUCGCGCGCGAGCGCAGCUGAGGGAGGCGGCGACCAGCCGGUUGAAGCCUCGUCUUGGCCUCACCACCAUGUGGCACGAGGCUCGGAAACAUGAGCGCAAGCUUCGAGGCAUGAUGGUCGACUACAAGAAGAGGGCAGAGAGGCGGCGGGAGUACUAUGAAAAGAUUAAGAAGGACCCAGCCCAGUUCCUGCAGGUCCAUGGCCGAGCUUGCAAGGUGCACCUGGAUUCUGCUGUUGCUCUGGCUGCCGAGAGCCCUGUUAACAUGAUGCCUUGGCAGGGUGACACCAACAACAUGAUUGACCGCUUUGAUGUCCGCGCCCACUUGGACCACAUCCCCGACUACACCCCCCCGCUGCUCACCACCAUCUCCCCGGAGCAGGAGUCAGAUGAGCGGAAGUGCAACUAUGAGCGCUACCGAGGCCUGGUGCAGAACGACUUCGCAGGCAUCUCAGAGGAGCAGUGCCUGUACCAGAUCUACAUUGACGAGCUAUACGGAGGCCUGCAGAGGCCCAGCGAGGAUGAGAAGAAGAAGCUGGCAGAGAAGAAGGCUUCCAUUGGCUACACUUACGAGGACAGCACUGUGGCCGAGGUAGAGAAGGUGGCAGAGAAGCCAGAGGAGGAGGAGUCUCCCGCCGAGGAGGAGAGCAACUCGGAUGAAGAUGAGGUCAUCCCCGACAUCGAUGUGGAGGUGGAUGUGGAUGAGCUGAACCAGGAGCAGGUGGCAGAUCUCAACAAACAGGCCACAACCUAUGGCAUGGCUGACGGGGACUUCGUCAGGAUGCUUCGGAAAGACAAGGAGGAGGCAGAGGCCAUCAAACACGCCAAGGCCCUGGAGGAAGAGAAAGCCAUGUACUCGGGCCGUCGUUCACGGCGCCAGCGGAGAGAGUUCCGGGAGAAGCGGCUGAGGGGCCGCAAGAUCAGUCCACCAAGCUAUGCCCGCAGAGACAGUCCCACCUAUGACCCCUACAAGCGGUCACCCUCGGAAUCCAGCUCUGAGUCCCGUUCACGCUCGCGCUCCCCGAGCCCAGGCCGCGAGGAGAAGAUCACCUUCAUCACCAGUUUUGGGGGCAGCGACGAGGAGGCAGCUGCAGCUGCUGCUGCAGCCGCUGCAUCAGGGGCCGCCCCAGGGAAGCCCCCUGCGCCCCCGCAGCCUGGCGGCACCGCGCCGGGACGCAAUGCCAGCGCCCGCCGCCGUUCCUCCUCUUCCUCCUCCUCUUCUGCUUCGAGGACCUCCAGUUCCCGCUCCAGCUCCCGCUCUCGUUCCAGUUCCCGCCGCGGAGGCGGGGGCUACUACCGCUCUGGCCGCCAUGCCCGCUCCCGUUCACGCUCCUGGUCCCGUUCGCGCUCCCGCUCCCGGCGCUACUCUCGUUCCCGCAGCCACGGCAGGCGACACUCUGUUGGUGGCUCCCGUGAUGGCCACCGCUACUCUCGUUCACCAGCCCGGCGUGGCGGGUAUGCGCCCCGGCGCAGAAGCAGGAGUCGCUCCCGUUCUGGGGACCGCUAUAGGCGGGGAGCCCGGGGCCCCCGGCACCACAGCAGCAGCCGCAGCCGUAGCCACAGUAGCUGGUCCCUCAGUCCGUCCCGCAGCCGCAGCCUGACCCGCAGCCGAAGCCACAGCCCCAGCCAGAGCCAGAGCCGAAGCCGCAGCCGCAGCCGCAGCCAGAGUCACUCACCAUCGCCCCCAAGGGAGAAGCUGACCCGGCCGGCAGCAUCCCCUGCUGUGGGCGAGAAGCUGAAAAAGACUGAGCCUGCCGCUGGUAAAGAGACAGGAGCUGCCAAACCCAAGUUGACACCACAGGAGAAGCUGAAGCUGAGGAUGCAGAAGGCGCUGAACAGGCAGUUCAAGGCGGAUAAGAAGGCAGCUCAGGAGAAGAUGAUCCAGCAGGAGCACGAGCGGCAGGAACGGGAGGAUGAACUGCGUGCCAUGGCCCGCAAAAUCCGGAUGAAGGAGCGGGAGCGCAGGGAGAAGGAGAGAGAGGAGUGGGAACGCCAGUAUAGCCGCCAGAGCCGCUCGCCAUCUCCCCGUUACAGUCGGGAAUACAGCUCUUCCCGGAGGCGCUCUAGGUCACGGUCCCGAAGCCCACAUUACCGACACUAGGUGGAAGGGAGGGGUGAGGCCGGGUCCUGGCUGAGCUGCGAUGCUGCUGGUUUUCUCUAGUGAAAUAAAAACAAAUGUUAUUUAAUGCCCUUCCCUGGGCCUGGUGUUGUCUGUGUGGUUGGUGUGGGCC